AUGAAGACAAUGCACAAUCAUUGGGAUGCAAAGCAGAUGAUGAAAUUGAAGAAACCACCAGCACAAUCAUUGGAAUGCGAAGCAGAUGAUGAAAUUGAAGAACAAGCAGUUGACCUUAGUGCAGACUCAGUGACGGAGGAGGACACUGUUAAUGUCCAGCAACAGAACCCAGAACUUGACAGCCAAGAAGAAGACUUCGACUCCAUUUUUGUGGACAUAGUGGGGUCAAUCCCAGAGUACUACAAGCAUGAAAUAGCCCCUACCCAUGAGAAAAUCCAACAGCUGAAAGAAGCAGUCGACUAUUGGAUUGAAAAGGCAGAUACUCGAAGGGAUAUGAUGCAGACUGCUAUAGAAUCCUGCAUAAAGAAAAAUUCAUUCAUUCAACAAAUAUGGACUGAAAAAGAAGAGUUGGAGCAACAAAUUGAAUUACUGAAAAAGCAGCUUGAGCAAGAGAAAAAAGAAGGUGCAAAAUUACAAGGGGAACUUCAUGCACUCAAAUCAAAUAGGAGACAGCUACAGGAACAACAUGAACUACUUGAAGGGGAAAAGUUGUCCUGCAUUGAGAGCAUGAAAGAAAAAGACACUGUUAUUGCCUCUUUGCAACAUGUGAUGGGAAAAAAAAUCAAACAAGGUGAACAAGGAGAAAUUCCGAUGAAAGAACAAGCUGAUAAGGAGAAAAAAGAUGAGAGAAUAGCAGAAGAAAGUGAAUUGGAGAUGCAAGAAUCUCCUAAUGAUGAAGAUGAGAACGCCGAUGGAAAAACUCCUGAAAAGUUAGUUAUCAUGCAAGCAAAAGAAGUAGGAACACGGCAGUUGCGUUCUGGCAUCAAAAUAAUCAAAGACAGAAAAGACAGAAAGCCUGCAAAGAAACCAGAUUACACAUACCCCGAAGCACAUAAGAAAGGCCGAAAAAGAGCAAGCCAAAGCGAAGAUGAAGCAGCCAACAAAAAAAGGAGGACAAAGAUACAUACCUUCAGUUGCACAUGUAUGAGGUCUACAACAGGCUGGAUGAAAUAUCAAAGAAGAAGUUGGAAAAUUACUGGAAAUCUGCAUCUGAUUCUGACGAGGGACGCUUUUUACCUACAAAAUAGGACAAUAUUGUACAAACAUAACAUUGAAAAGCUGAUGGGAGAUGCUCCAAUUUCUGCACUAAUCAUCGAUGCUUAUGGAGAGGCACUUAAUGAUGAUGCGAAGCAGAACCCUCAGAAACAGAAAAAUGCAUAUUGUCCGCCAAUAACUAUGUAA
Prunus armeniaca (apricot) is the source of this 1242-nucleotide messenger RNA. NCBI's taxonomy places the organism in Eukaryota, Viridiplantae, Streptophyta, Magnoliopsida, Rosales, Rosaceae. The record is from the annotation of a GenBank genome assembly.